Pistacia vera is the source of this 1326-nucleotide messenger RNA. RefSeq lists its product as uncharacterized. NCBI's taxonomy places the organism in Eukaryota, Viridiplantae, Streptophyta, Magnoliopsida, Sapindales, Anacardiaceae. The coding region runs from base 157 to 891 and encodes 244 amino acids. The record is from RefSeq and is a predicted model, not a curated record. Gene Ontology annotation, biological process: regulation of mitotic cell cycle. The transcript has 5 exons.
ACAACUGCAAGUUUUGUUGAGAGUGAUUUGAUUUGUUGAUCAAAAGAGAGAAAACUGUCUGGAAAGGCCGAGAAAAUUAAGAAGCGAAUCAAGAAAGGAAGAUUGAUCCUUGUCACCCAUUUUGUACUGCUCUGAAUUGUUUCACAAACUUAGUUGAUGGCGUCACAAGUUGGUAGCCUGAUUCAUGAUAGGAAUCUGAAUGUUCACUAUAAUGCAUCUGCUGGGGGGAAGACCAAUGUUUCUAAAGCCCUAAAGAAAGGAGGGCUUGGCGGAAGGAAGCCACUUAGUGAUUUAUCAAAUUCGGUGAAGCCUACUCCCAAUCAAUCCUUAAAGAAGCCUAGUUCCAACUCUUUUAUUGAGAAAGAUAUCGGUGCCUCUAAAAUUACAUUUGAUGGAAGCAAAAAGAAGAGUUCUAAAGCUUCUGAAAAAUCACAGACCAGCACCAGGAAAGUACUUUCUGACAUUUCGAAUUUUGGGAAGCCUCAUCUGCGUGAGGCCUCUAAUCUGAAUGCGAAACUGAGUGUUCUGGAGGAGGAACAUCUCAGUGCUUUGGCAGAGGAAGAUUUUCUACACAACCAUCAAGAAUGCCUCAAGGCACGGACAAAAGCUAUGGACAUAGAUGAGUUGCUGAUAACAGUUGGACUACAUAAUGGUUUUUCUAAGCAGUCAGUGUCUCCAUGGGUGGCAUCUUCAGCAUUGGAUGAUUUUAAGUUUCAGCCUACAAGUCCUCCAAGGUGGUUAGAAUUGGAAGAGCUUGGAGAACAUGGACUCGGAGAUGCUCAAUUACCUCAGAAAAGUGAACAUUUCAGUGAUCUUGAUUCUCCAAAAUCACCAAAUCGCUGUAUGCAGUGGGAUGAAGAAGUCAACUUUAUGUUGAUAAAGACACCAUAAUUGCCAAAGCAUUGACUUUCCUAGUGCAUAGAAUAUGUCAGCAAUUAUGGUCGUUUAACUUUUGUGGUAGAAUUUGGGUUUGAACUUUUCUUGUAAGGUUAACUUCAGUACUGUGCACAUUUGUGGUUAACUUCAGUACUGUGCAUAUUUGUGGUUAACUUCAGUACUGCAUAUUGUGUUUGGUUUGAAGUAGGAAUUUCUUUGUUUUUAGGACUUGUAGUUAUCCUUGUCUACGCUAGUAGGCAAAUAUUAUGCAGCUACAAUUUGCCUGUAGUCGAGCAAGUUCUCCGUUAGUUAAGAACUGAAGUUUUUCUUGUGAUGACAAUUAUUUGCUUGUAACUAUAGCUCAACUUCGUAGCAAUAUAUGAGAAGGUACUUAAUAAGGUGAUCGCUUUGUAGAUCCAUCAGAACCGGAAUUAUCACAUUGAUGACAAU